Bemisia tabaci is the source of this 5419-nucleotide messenger RNA. NCBI's taxonomy places the organism in Eukaryota, Metazoa, Arthropoda, Insecta, Hemiptera, Aleyrodidae. The record is from RefSeq and is a predicted model, not a curated record.
GACAUUUAUUUGUCUCUCAUUUCUAUCCUGGCACGCCUAUUGCUUCGCAUGGUUAUUAAAAAUUGGAGUGUAAUGAGCAAAUAGAAGCGAAGUCACAGUAGGCAUUGCCAAAUUUCAUUGGGAAAUACAUUUUUUUAACGGGAGAAUGUUAAUAUAGAUUUUCUUAAUAAAUUCAGGAGAUAGGUAUUUGCUUUUGUGACGUGAGGCAAAUUCCAUGAAUUUUCAUCAAAAUCCUUACAGGCGCUCUCCCGUAACGUGAUAAAUCAUCCGAUGAAAGUAUUGGCAAUGACAGAGGUGGCUUGCUUCCUCUUGUUCCAGCAGCGCCAUUUCAUCAAAAUCUUUGAUUCUAGGUUAAAUAGGUACCCCACUGUACCGGACCGACACCUAUACGUAUAGUUAUUACACUGCCCACAAUCUAUGGCAACACUCCACUCCACAUACCCUUCUCAUUCGAUUUUUUCUUCACUACGCUGUACUGUAUGAUAAUACGAUCUUAAAAACUUUAAUUGGUACUUCCGAAGUGCCAAUAUACCUAGUGGUUGAAUGGUGAUAAAUGAUUUUGUAACCGCGGUGAAUUUUGUCUUUCCCUUGAAACCAUAUUCAUGUGAUCACGUACCCAUGUGCCCUACUGGGAUCAUUGUAAUCUAAAGAGUGACCACUCUAAGCAUGUAAACUUUUAGGAAGCUACGGGAGAUUCCUACAAUAUUUCGCGAUCGGGAAAGUGACACCGAUAAGCAGCUGCUGUUUUCGGGGGAGUGCAUCCAUUGAGUAGCCGCCAAUAACUGCUCUUUAGGUUCACAAAUUUGAGGUAUUGGACCGAUUUGUUGUGCUAACUUCUCGCCAAAUAUUCCAAAAAUUCAACAGCUACCUACAGCAGCAAGUUUAUCGCCCCCCAUGGAAUCACUGAACAAUAUUUUUUGGCAAUUACCUAAAUUGCAGAACAAAGGAAGCAAUGAAUAGGAAACCAUCUGCAUCUCUACAUCAACUUAUACCUGUACUUAGGUACAUUCACAGCAGUUGCUGGUUACUUUUCAAGAUCAGCUGUAUUAACGAUCUACUUUCGCAAUUUUACCCUUUUUUUCGAAAAUGUAUACUUGCAAUCUUCCCAAUGGUUGACAAGCAAAGAUAUUCCCAUUUUCAUAUUUUCAACAUAUAUCUCCGUGAACGAAUGUUGUUAUGGACGUAGAACGACCCGCUGCGCUACUCUCUUUGCAAAGGACAUUGUGCCUUGGCCUCUAGGGCAUUGGCGUACGGCUUAAAAUUUAUGACUGCAUGAUCUGCAGGAAGCAAAAACCUGCAAAGUUUCUUUAUGUAAAAGACAUUUAAAAUGCCCAACAUAUCUCAGUAGAACGGGCAUUGGAGGUCCCUCCCCCUCGUAAUUGCACCUAACGGACUUCCCGCGUACACCCAAAAUUCCCCAGUCAUGUCGCCACGCCCGCCACUCGUAACCCAUCUCGGGCACUGAUUUGUAGGUGGCGCCCUCCCACCCCUUCGCAGCACUGAUUUGCAUCCCCCAGUAGAGAGCUCCUCUUUCGCGGUCGGUCAGUCGGUCAGUCAGCCCUUAGCAACGGAUCGUGCGCUACCUCGUGCCGGAAGUGUUUGUGGACGGUGGUUUCGUUUGCUUCAUAGAGUGAUUUUGUGACAGUGACUGCUUCUUGUGUGCGCUUACACUUUUGUUCGAUUUUCUUUUUUAUUACGUCGACAUGGAUCCGCCGAUCACCGAGAUUAAAACUAUCGUGUCCUCCGGAAAUAACGCGAAGUAUUAUAUGCUUCAGCCGGACCGUGCGUUUGUCAUCAAGCAAAAGGCCGGUCUUGUUUGGUAUUUAAAGUGCAAAUCAAAAAAGUGCGAAGCCACGGCAAAAAUUGUGUGGCCCAAUGAUGGUGAGGAAAGCCGCGGGUCAGUGGUGCUGAAUCGUCCACAUAGUGCCAGUUCCGACGUCUGUCCAUCCCAGGAGCUCUUGGAGGAUGUAGAAAAGGUGAAGACGCAGCUCUAUGUAAGGGUCCGAAGUGAAAGUACGAACCCAGCGAACAUCUUUACCGAAGUCGUUCAGAGCGCUCCUGAGGCUAUACGGGACCAGUUCCAGUUCAAACAAAAAAGGCAUGCCUUACAUCACCAAAGGAGCAAAACUCAACCAGGAAUUCCUGGAGACCUAAGGGAAAUGGCAGAAGCCAUUGCUGAGUUUCCGGAAAGAUUUGGAAUGAGCGACGAUGAAGUCAUUUUUUAUGGAACUCAUGGGACUGCAGAAAAUUCAGUCUCCGUUUUUGCAAACAAGCAAUUAUUAGAUCAGGCAGCAUCCGUUGAAAGAGCCCAUGUCGAUGGAACUUUCAAAAGCCGGCCAAGUAUUGACUGUGUGAAACAGCUGUUUACGAUAUUGGGCAUUUUUCAUGGAGUUGCUCUCCCACUUUUUUUUGCAUUUAUGUGUGGGAAAUCGGAAGAAGCAUAUAAUGUGUUAUUUGGAUGCAUCAGAAGUCUGUUCCCAUUGUUCAACCCGAAGAUAAUAGUCUCAGACUAUGAGCGUGCAAUACACCUGGCCAUAAAAUCAUUCUACCCUGAAACUUCGCAUGUCGGCUGUUUUUUUCAUUAUGCCCAGGCCCUCCUGAAGAAAGCACGGAGUCUGAAAAUUGAUGUGUUAAAUGAAAAUGAAGAGAGGAAAGUUGUGAAAAUGUGUAUGGCCCUGGCACUCCUUCCAGCAGAGUUGAUUAGAGGCGAAAAAGGUGGCUUGAAUCGAAUUGAACUGUACAUAGAGGAGAAUGGGCUUAGCAAUUCUAAGCCUCUACAGGACUUUAUGGCCUACUUCAAAAAAUUCUGGAUGAACCAGGUAACGCCAGAAUGUUUCUCAGUGUACGGACAGCCCUGCCGAACCAAUAAUUGCCAAGAAGGGUUCCACAACAUGUUAAACAGAAAAGUCGCAGUUGUUCUGCCAAAUGUUUGGGUGUUAAUAGAUCACUUGAUAUCUGUUUUCAAAAUGGCUGUGUCUGAGUACAAAGCUCUAUCCUCAGGACAAUAUGUGCCUAGUGGUUCAGGACCAAAAUGGCUGUUGCAAGAUAAGAGCAUUUUAAAUAAACAAAUGCAGGUUACAGGCAGAUCAACUGUUAAGUGCAGCAUCUAUGAAUUUUUAUCGUCCAUGGCCCACAGAGCAGGAGGACAGGUUCAAAUCCCUUCAACUUCGAGGGAUGAAGUUUUGACAGAGGAACUGGGACAACUGGACGUCGGUGUACCGAUUAUUGAAGAGAAUAACAACGUGGAAGUUGACCAGCCAGCCCCCUCAAACGAUUCUGAUCAGCCUACUCGCGGCAGCUCUCGACGAGGGCGUGGACGCGGACGCGGACGUGGACGUGGACGAGGAAGGGGACGUGGAAGCAGGCAAGCCCCUGCCAAUGAUAUUAAUGAAUCAACUGAAGAUGUUGAUGAGCCAGAAGAGGUGGCUGAUGAAACGUCCAAUGGAACUGAACCUGAAAUUGUUCCUGGAAAUGCAGCUGCAGGUGCAGAAGGCACAGCUGCAGAGAAUGCAGUUUUUGGUUUUAGAACUACAAUCAAUGUUGUCAGACGUGGACGCGGUCGAGGUCAACGUAGAGGUCGAGGCCCAGGUAGAGGUCGAGGCCGAGGUAGAACCGAAACUACUCCUGAAGAUGUUGCUGGAUCAUCGAACAGUCAAGGUUCAUGUCAAGGCCCAAAUCAAGGUCUAAGUGAAGGGCACGCUCAUAUUGAGAACAAUGAUGUUGGCUUUGUUGCAACACCUGACACUUCAGACGAAACAGUGAAUGAUGUAGUGACACAAUCUAUGGAUGAUCAACCUUCUGAGCCUGUCAUCGAUCUCACCUCAUCAGAAAAUGCAAAUGAGGGAGUGAAUUCAGCAGAUAUAUCCCCCCUAGAGAGGGGCAAUUCAUGCUCACCUUGUAUUCCUCAUCUUUCGGAGAAUGAAACAGAAGAAUCAGCUUUGGCAAAUUUAAUAUCAACCGGUGGAGAAGGAACUUCAAGUGGACGGCUGGCAUCAUUCAGUCCACAGGAGCCCUCAACAAGGAGGCGUAGGAUAGACCUAAAUUCAGACUCUGAGCCUGAAGAAACAACCUUGCUGAGAACAAGGACAAGGAUAAUACGAAGACCGAAUAGAGGGGUUUCCACUGCUAGUUCCCGGACUACGCAGAUGGUCACGGCUGCAGUUGAAAGCAACGAAAAUGCAUCUCGCAGAGGGCGUCAAGCCAGAGGUCGGAGGGCACGAACUCCUAGCUUCGACUUAGUAAACAACAUUAAUGAGUACGAUUUGGAAGAAGACAGUUCUCGUAUCGGUGCAGUUCAUAAUCAAAUGACCGAGUGGAUGAACAGAGGGCGAUACAAUCUGAAUGACCCAACUGACAGCUCAAGCGAGUCAGAUGAGGAAGAAGCAUGGCAGAGAAUGGUAGUCGUGGCCGAUGAAAAAAUGCACUUCACCAAGCGGCAGUCGAAGAAGCAACAUAGCCUUCUAAAAAUGGCAGUGUCCGUAGGGAAUAAAACCAAAGUCUACCAGAACAGAAAAGAAAUCUGUGUAUCCUGCCAGCAAGAAGAAUUUGUUUAUUCCGCUGACCCCUGCGGGCACGCCAUUUUUUGUUCUAAUUGUAUACUGGCUGGUAUAAAACCAUCAAAGUACACUUAUACCGUUGCAGAUGGCACAAUCGCCACCCAUCAUUCCUACUUUGUGCCCGUCAAGUGUCCUCUUUGCAGGGCCAUUAUUGGCUCACUAUACAAAGAGGCCAACUGAGCUGCAAUUUUCACUCUCAUUAAUUUCACUCUCAUUAAUUUUCACUCUCAUUAAUUUUCACUCUCAUUAAUUUUCACUCUCAUUAAUUUUCACUCUCAUUUACACUCUCAUUAAUAUCCUUACAGACUAUUAAAUCUUGAUGGAAGUUCAAAGGUCCUUGGUGUAUGUUGUCCAUAUGUGUACUUUGAUGGUUUUAUACUGUCCAGUAUUCAAAAAACCCUAAGUACAUAGAAAUCCCGAUUUGUAAAUCCUGCUUAAAUUACGGUCACACGAAAAGAUACUGUAAGAUAGGCAUAACUUGUAUAAUUUGUAAUGAAUCUCAUCAUAGCUCUGUAUGCCCUUUAUCUUUGUUACGUAGUUACACCUAGUUGCCUUCACUGCAAAGAACCCCAUUUUACAACAUGGAAGGGUUGUAAAGUCUAUAAAAAAUUAAGAAAAGCCAAAUUAGAGAACUAUCAAAAACAAAACUUAGCUAAGAAAAAUGAACAUCCCACUGACAAAAUUGAAAAUCCUGAAAAUCUUAAAAAGAGCAAUGAUGAGAAUAAAGAACUAAAAAAUCAAUUAAAAGAGCUGGAACUAAAAUUCGAUAAAGAAAUUUCUUUAUUAAAUUCGAUCAUCAUGUCAUUAAAAAAUGAGAUCUCUAGUCUCAACAGUAAAUUCGCUAAUGCUGGUAAUAUUCUCCC